UUCUAUAAAAAGCAGGCUUUUCACCUGUCGCUCCAACAGCGUCCAACAACUGAGUGAAGCCUUUGGGACAAGCGGAGGGGACCAGAAAGCCACAAAUAUCCAAGCAGGACCCUUCUCCUGUAGAGAGAGAGAAAGGCAGGAGCAGACGCUGACGAUGCCGCCUCUCCAAAUCAUCCUGCUUCUGUAUCUGUUGGGAAUAUUUCCAGGAGACCAUCUGGCCUCCAGUCUGCCCCUCCAAAGGAGAGACCUCUUUGCUGUUAAGGUGGCACCACUCGACAUGGCCCUGACUUCUUUUGAUGACCAGUACAAAGGCUGUGUGGAAAUGAUGGCCGCCGAGCUAGAGGAGCUGAACCGCACAGAGUUCGCCAACAACUGGGUCUACGCCGAGGCCUGGCAAGAGGCAGCCUCCCGGUGGCAUGAGAAGAAAGACUCCCUCUUGCCACCUGGAGGCCUGAAGCCGGAGUAUGGCAUUGCGCUCAUGGCCUACACCAUCCAAGGGCGUUUCCACCAGGAUUUCAAUAAAGCCGUAAGAGAAGCCGGGCGCACCAGAGACUCCUACCUCAACCACUUCCACUUCAAGGCCUUUCAUUUCCUCCUGACCAGGGCCCUUCGUGCUCUGCGGACCACCGCUGAGCCCCGGUGCCAGAAGGUGUUUCGUGGGGUUCGAGGAGUCCGUUUCGUCUCUGAACGCCUAAAGCCCGUCCGCUUCGGACAAUUCACGUCCUCCUCGCUGAAGAAUGGCAGUGCCCUGCAGUUUGGGAAAGACACCUUCUUCACCAUCGAGACCUGCCACGGCGUCAACAUCAAGAACUACUCCUUCUUCCCCGGAGAGGAGGAAGUGCUGGUUCCUCCCUUUGAGAAGUUCAAGGUUGUCAACUUCACCAAGGCGCCGGACACGACCUUCAUCCACCUCCGCUCCCUGGAAGACUCCAGCAUCUACAACUGUGUUUUUGUGAAAGAAAGGAGGUGCAAAACCCAACGGUGCAGUUUCGGCACAGAUGGAAGCCUGAGCCAUUGGUCUGCUAAUGUACAAACACCCUUCCUUCUCUGGGGAUUUCUCCUCUUUGCUGGAGCCUUUGGAACUCCAGGACUCCUUUGAUCUUGCAUCCCAAACUCUGUCUUCAGACAAUUUGAAAAAACCUUUACUGGAAAGGAGAAAGGAGAGGGAAAUGUGGAACGGGAAGGAACCGCAGCUUCUGUUUUAGGUGCCGCACCUAACGUCCUCUGGAAAUAAGACUUUUUCCAUCCCCAAAACGUGGAGCUUCUGAAGAAUACAAGAAGAGCCCUGCUGAAUUGGACCAGUGAUCUGUUCAGUCCAGCAUCCUGUCUUAGGCUGAUGCAUUCACCCCUGUGCGUGUCCAGCCUUCCUCUGCAGUUGCCUCCUAGCUCUGGCAGUCAGUCUCUGAAUGGGAAAAUCAAAAAGAGUCCAGUAGC
Molecule: messenger RNA, 1434 nt
Organism: Eublepharis macularius
Lineage: Eukaryota; Metazoa; Chordata; Lepidosauria; Squamata; Eublepharidae
Product: erythroblast NAD(P)(+)--arginine ADP-ribosyltransferase-like
Exons: 5
Coding region: 155-1099 (314 amino acids)
Molecular function (GO): NAD+-protein-arginine ADP-ribosyltransferase activity; NAD+ poly-ADP-ribosyltransferase activity
Source: RefSeq, a predicted model, not a curated record